CGUCCAAUCAAAACCAAAAAAACACACAUAAACACGCACUUAUCUGCAUCACCAUCAACCGUGUAAGUUUUUUAGUCAAAGUUCGUAAUUUCCUCUUUUGUCCGGAUAAUCUCUUAACAUAUUAUAUAUAUUUGUUUGAUUCUGUGUAUAUAUAAAAAUCAUUUCAUAUCUGAUAAUAACCACUGUUGAUUCAAUCUUUUUCCGAGUUCAACAGAUUUAGGGUUACUUAUAGAUCUAAUAAGUAAAUUACCAGAUUUCGAUUGUAUUUUUCAAGAAAACCGUUUUUCAUUUCAAAAGAUACAUACAAUAGAUUAACAAUUCCUUCAAUAGUGGAAAUGGGUAGCUGCAGUUGUAUUGGACUAUCCUCAUCGAAACCAUUUUGCCGUAGGAUCUUAAUUACAUAUAAAAGAUCUUCGCUUUUUGGUUUUCAAAUCCCUAUUUCUAAUCACUCAGCUGUGAUUAAUUUGCCGAAAUCUCGAUUUAAGUUACUUGGUUCAAGGGGAAGUCAUACUUGUAAGAGUAAAGUUCUAGGGUUUAGAGAAGGUGCGAUUGAUCCAAACUUAGGUUUUAGAGACGUAAGCGAUUCAAAUCAGAAGGGUUUUUGUGGUUCUGCUUUGAAUUGGGGAAGACAGCCUAGGGUUUUAUUGAAUGGUUGUCCAGUUGGAGGAAUCGAUAGGAGAUUCAGCAGGCUUGUAUCUAAAGUAGCCUCGGAUUAUAGAAAUCAUUCAACCUCAAUUGAAUCCCAGGUUAAUGACACAAGCUGGGAAAGGAUUUACAUUAAAGGGAGAUUGAAUGUGAAGCCUCUAGUGAUUGAGGAGGUGGAAAGAAAAGAUGAAAAUGAAGAGAAAGUGUUGGAUUAUAAUCAUUCAAGUGUAAAUAAAGAAUCUCUUGAUACUGUUUUAGGGGAUGAGAGAAAGGAAUCUGAGAUUGAGAAAGAAGCAUGGAAGUUGCUUAGAGGAUCAAUUGUGAAUUACUGUGGAACUCCAAUUGGAACUGUUGCUGCAACUGAUCCAGCUGAUAAACUGCCAUUGAACUAUGAUCAAGUUUUCAUUCGUGAUUUUGUUCCUUCUGCUCUUGCAUUCUUGCUCAAUGGAGAAGGAGAGAUUGUCAAGAACUUUCUGCUCCAUACUCUCCAAUUGCAGAGUUGGGAAAAGACAGUUGACUGCCAUAGCCCUGGUCAAGGGUUGAUGCCAGCAAGUUUUAAAGUUAGAAGUGUGGCUCUUGAUGGAAAAUCUGGUGAAUUUGAGGAUGUUUUGGAUCCUGAUUUUGGUGAAUCAGCAAUAGGUCGUGUUGCACCUGUUGAUUCUGGUUUGUGGUGGAUUAUUUUAUUGAGAGCUUAUGGAAAGAUCACAGAUAGAAGAAUGGGCAUUCAUGGUCAUCCUCUUGAAAUUCAAGCACUAUUCUACUCAGCACUACGCUGCUCAAGGGAAAUGGUGAAAGUCAACGAGUCAACGGAAGGUCUAGCAGCAGCCAUCAACAACCGAUUAAGUGCACUCUCGUUCCACAUACGUGAAUAUUAUUGGGUUGAUAUGAAAAAGAUAAAUGAAAUUUAUCGUUAUAAAACGGAGGAAUAUUCCACGGAUGCAAUUAAUAAAUUCAAUAUUUAUCCUGAACAAAUUCCGUCUUGGUUGGUGGAUUGGAUACCUGAGUCCGGGGGGUAUCUUAUUGGGAACUUGCAGCCGGCACAUAUGGACUUUAGAUUCUUCACACUUGGGAAUUUGUGGGCCAUAGUUUCCUCUUUGGGUACCCCGAAACAAAAUGAUGGGAUUUUGAAUUUGAUUGAAGAGAAAUGGGAUGAUCUUGUUGCAAAUAUGCCUCUCAAGAUUUGUUACCCUGCUCUUGAUUAUGAUGAAUGGCGGAUAAUUACUGGAAGUGAUCCUAAGAACACUCCUUGGUCAUACCACAACGGCGGAUCAUGGCCUACUCUUCUUUGGCAGUUCACGCUUGCAUGCAUCAAGAUGAAGAGGCCAGAACUUGCAAGAAAAGCAAUUGCUUUAGCUGAAAAGCGGCUUUCAUUGGAUCAAUGGCCAGAAUAUUAUGACACAAGAUAUGGAAGAUUUAUUGGGAAACAAUCUCGGUUGUAUCAAACAUGGACAAUUGCUGGAUUCUUGACAUCAAAGAAGCUAUUGGAGAAUAGUGAAAUGGCUUCAAAGUUGUUUUGGGAAGAAGAUUAUCAACUUCUUGAGAAUUGUGUUUGUGGGCUUGGAAAACAUGGGAGAAAGAAAUGCUCAAGAUCUGCAGCUAGAUCCCAUUUUGUGCUUUAGAAAUUGGAAAUGAGAUCUUAUUUCGUUUGUAUUUUCUUCAUGACAUGAGUAUGACAAAAUAAAGAAACACUUAUUGGGAGCUUUGUGAUUCUUAGUCAUGAAACCAAACAUUGUAACUUAUGAAAGUUCGCUUGUUGGUGAUUUGUGAUUGUUGGUCUUUUAGUAUAUUUUAUUUUAGUCACUAAAGAGAUGAAAAGUGAAAUGGC
This is a messenger RNA of Lactuca saligna, 2470 nucleotides long. Lineage: Eukaryota; Viridiplantae; Streptophyta; Magnoliopsida; Asterales; Asteraceae. The record is from the annotation of a GenBank genome assembly.